CCCCCAGGCGCUGGUCUUGUUCAGAAUCCCUCCUAACUGCAGGUUUUAUAGACCGAGACUGGGGUGUCGGUCCGCAGGUAUUAAUGGUCCUGUCCCUUAUCCUGCUCAUCCUAGUGGAGAUUGUAGUGCUUGGAUAUACCUGUGUUGGGAAACUAAUUAUGUACAGAUUGAGAUUGGCCGAGGUUACAAUCGGAUUGUCACUGACUGCAGGUGUUUUCACAUUAACUGCACUCAUAUUAUUCGGCAGCGAGAUAAACCGAUACCCUGAGGAAACCAAGGCUCGGAUAGCCUGGUCGUUUGGCAUGUGCGUGCUGUCUCUACUGUUUACACUAGCCACAUCCGGUUUAGUACUGUUAGACCGGAAGUUGGAGUCAUAUAGCGCGGCCUCCACGCCGGAUUCGGUAUCCUUAGACUUGUACCUUGACCAGGAUGACGGAUAUAGAUAUUAACGGUGGGUGCAAAUCAUCAAUCCCGUUGGUCAGUUACGUUAUGCAGUGAAUGUGAGCGAGUUUGUUUUCAUCCGUAUUAUUAUGGAUAGCGUCAAGUGCAAAUGAUGCAUUAAGGAAACAGGACGGGUUCAGCUGCACCACAGAAUUCUAUCGUGCUCAAUGAACAUGUUCUCUGUUUUUUCGUCGGCAAUUAAGACUUAAUGAACAGUCUUAGGAUGUCAGGAUCGUCUUUCACACCAAGAGAAAAUUACUACAUGCAUCAGUGGAGAUGGCCGUUAUCUUCACGGCUAAGGAAACCACAGGACACCUUUGUACGGGACAACAGUUAACAUUUGUAAUUAGCGCAAAGUCACAGAACGCCGUUAAAAGGAACAACAGAUUUCCUUCUUGGCCAAAUAAAACUCACACACGCCGUUAAAGGGGAUGACAGUUCUUCUUUAUGGCGUGAGUGAGCUAACAGCACUCCCUUAUAGUAGAUGACGGUUCCUCUUCUUCACCAUGGCAAACUCACAAGACGAUUCAAUCUCAGAACACGUCUUUAAAAGAAAUCACGUCUUAUUCUUCUUGAAACAGACGUGAUAACCGACCAUCUCAUAACGAUAUUGAGUAUUUAUCUCUGGGAACAUUCAAAAAAUCUGAGAUCUGAGAAAGCGAACACGCGUCUGACUACAUCAUGGUAAUCGUCGAAUCUGGGACUCUCUAACUGGACAGUAGACCGGUGGAAACGCUUGGCUGGCAGUUGGUUUGGUUUCUCCAGUAUCUGAUCGUUUUCCUCUGACCAUAACCCUGACUGCCGUCACACUUAGUAAAAUAUUUUUAAGUUCAACGCCAAGUGCAUGAUUAAAAUACUGAUGAAUUCCAAUUGUAACAAAAAGGGCUUUGUGAACCACGUUGCAUUUUGUGAACGAACCAUGUUAACAUGAGACUACACUCUUACCUUCUGACACUGCCGAGCUCUAUGUUCUCUUCUUUUUAACCAUAUUUAGCUCAAUGGGAUAUCUUUUCUGUUUUCUGUCGUGGCAGCGAAUCGAGUCCAAGCUGGAUUAACAAUUGUUCCCUUCGAAUACACGUAUAUUAUUAGUUUGCAUACAACGGAAACAUGCAUUGAGCCAACAACAUGCAUUGAGCCAACAACAGACUAUAGAGCUUGGACCCGUUCCACUACAUGUGCAUUAUUAGUUUGUACACGACAAAAACAUGACAUGAGCCAACAAGACUAUACAGCUUGGACCCGGAGUGAUUUAGACAAAAAAGCCUCGCUAUUGUACCGUUUGUUCUGUAGAAGUAAACAUACUCCAAUAUGAAUUAAAACAAAGGCAUAUGAUACAUAUUUAUGAUUAGCGUCAUUAAUACAUAGGUCGUGAAUUACGAACAUUUCAUGUUUUACUUUAUUCGGGUAAGGUUUUUUUUUAUUUUCACUUGUAAUGACAUUCCGCACUUUACAGGUCCAUGUCAGGUAAUUGUUUGAUAUGGACCUCGAUAAAUAAACUUGGGUGGAAAUGAAUAUUUUCGCAAGGAAUAACCAAGGGAUUGUGUGUGAGGUAACUCAUAAUGAUUGAGCGGAAACAUAAACGUAUAAUUGCGUCGCAAAAUACUCUCCGAGGGACAUGCGUUCACUUUUAGCUCGUACUUUACUUGUGACGAAUCCCGGAAAUGACAAAGGCAGAAUCCAAGACGUCGUUUAAAUGUCGUUAAACGGACGCUGAAAUAUUGUUUCUGUUAACUCGACGUUUAUAGUGGUACAGCUCAAGUCCAAGAUGUCCCACCUGAGAAUGGUGCUCGACUUGUCACAGUCAGACAUAAACAGUUCAUCAGGCUAAAAAGUAAAGCUGUCAAACCCCUUCAUGAAGCGAUGUAUGCGGUUACAAAU
This is a messenger RNA of Liolophura sinensis, 2319 nucleotides long. RefSeq lists its product as uncharacterized. The transcript is spliced from 3 exons. Lineage: Eukaryota; Metazoa; Mollusca; Polyplacophora; Chitonida; Chitonidae. Bases 84 to 449 code for a protein of 121 amino acids. The record is from RefSeq and is a predicted model, not a curated record.